AUGGACUACUCUCCAGCACUAUCUAUCAACAGCGACAUGACAGACGAAGAGUUGGACAAGUACUUUGCAAGUUGUGUUCCGCUGUCCAACCUGCCAACCCCUCCGCCAGCAAAGGAGCCCACACCAACCCGGGUAUCAACGCCAGCCGCCCAAACAUCGACACAGUCACACGACAUCGCUAGCCCUCCACAACACGAAGUAUACGCAACACACCUUGCGAACCUCGUUCCGCUCAACGUCUCCACCCACCGUCCUCAUGCAUCAGUGAUUCAAGGUUUCCUGGACCGCGCUGGGCUGCCAGAUGAGAUUGUCGCCUUUGCGGGGUGCUUGCUGGAUGCGUUGAGCAGCCGGUUUGCAGCUACUUGGCGGGAUGCUCUUGCGCCAAGCGACUAUGCUCGCGACGUCAAGAACUUUCUGAGAACAGACUUGCGUCAGAACGCACAUGUCAGCCCAGACGUAGUUGCACUGGCCGCACUUUCGCUCGCGCAUGGCUUCCUUGUCGAUCGUCAACGUUCCUCGCGGCACUGGAGCAUUAGGGAGAGCGAUGGUGCCUUCACUGUGCAGGAGAUCGAGGCUACCAAGCGAGCUAUGUUGCACGACAUGGACUAUGGUCUUGCUCGAAUCUCCAACGACAUGGUGGAGCGGAGGCUAAAGAACAUGCAGCGAACAAGCACAUGUCCCUCCACACCGACCUCAACCACGACCGCAACGAAACAACGACGAAACCUCUCCAUCAGCCUCCAAGGUACUGCAAUCUGGAGCUAUGGCGUGCAGACUCCGGAGCCCAGCCCAUGA
This is a messenger RNA of Alternaria burnsii, 795 nucleotides long. RefSeq lists its product as uncharacterized. NCBI's taxonomy places the organism in Eukaryota, Fungi, Ascomycota, Dothideomycetes, Pleosporales, Pleosporaceae. The coding region runs from base 1 to 795 and encodes 264 amino acids. The transcript is spliced from 2 exons. The record is from RefSeq and is a predicted model, not a curated record.